UGAUGUGCAUUAAGCUGACUGUUUAACAUGAAAUUUGCAUAAGUUUGUGGCUAGAUUUCAUAUCUUAUGUUUGGAUAAAAAAUGUUCAGUGGAAAGAAAAGGACUGAAAUUCCAACAGAUUUGUCUUCGUAUAACGUUGGAUGUAGACUCUCCAAGUAUAUUGUUUAUCUCCAGAAUGAGUCCUUUCUUAACAAAGCAAAUCGGGACACAUGUUUUAUUAAUGACGCAUUUGAUGGAUCGGGAGAGCAGAAGAAUGCAGACCACAAUCUUCCAAUGGAUAAUUGCGUUGAAAUGUCUAAUAUAACAGACAACCGUAAUACUGCUGACGAAAACAACAGCAUCAAUAAUAAUAUGGAGUCAGAUAAUAAAAUUCCUUUAGAAAACAUUAGUUCAGAAAAGAAUUCCAUCGACAUUGACAAUAAACAACAAUACCCUUGUUGGACAAACCUCGAUGAUAAAAGUAAACCAGUUGCACCUAAAUCUAAUUUCAAAAGGAGCCUUUCAUUUGGGGACAAGCCAAACCAACAUAAAUCGUUGGCAAACAAAUCAGUACACACUGCGAAUGAGCUGAAGUACGAUAAUCCCACCUUUUACAGCGGGUCAGAGCCGAGUUCUUCUUGGGACUCAGUCAUCUCUGGUGAUACAUGGAGACUUUCGCUGGAAGAGUUUACUUCAAAACGUCAGGGGUCAAAGCGUAAGCAAAGGAAAGUUUCAAAACAAAUGAGAUCAUUAUAUAAAAAACAAGACGACCUGAUAGAUGCCUACACUAUGUACAGAAAUCAAUUCAAACGAUCUUUCUACAAGAGUCAGGACGAACUAAUUAACCAGUAUGAGGAGAUUCGGCUUGAUCUAGAUGAUGCGAUGGGGAAUGCUGAACAAGAAAAUAUGCUUAGGAAGAAAGCGAGCAUAUAUGCAAAAGCUACUUUUGCUGUGAACUGUGUGCUGUUAAUCAUUAAAGUUGUAGCAGUAGUACUGUCGGGCUCUAUAUCUCUAAUAUCAAGUCUGGUGGAUAGCUCAGUGGAUCUACUCUCCGGCGUUGUUAUAUGGGUUACUACAAGAGCUGUGAAGAAGACUGACAGAUACUCAUAUCCUCAAGGCAGGACAAAACUGGAACCACUAUCUAUCGUCAUCUUAGCUGUAAUUAUGUCCGUGGCAUCUCUACAAAUUAUUAAGGAGUCGUUUACAAAAAUAUUUGGUUUAAUCAACAAGACACAGUCACCCCCGAACAUGAACUGGAUUACAGUCGGUAUAGCAAGUGCUACUGUAGGUAAGACUUUUACGUUGUAUAUCUUGCCUUGGAAAUACUGUAGAUCUGAGGAAAUGCAGGGACAAGUAAACGCCUCCGGUCUCAUAUAUAUUGAUCCUGUUGGUGCAAUUUUAAUCAGUAUUUACAUCAUUGUAAAUUGGAUCAUAACUGGAUGGGAUCAGAUUAAACUCCUUGUUGGUCACACAGCAACGACGGCAUUCAUCAGCAAGGUUACAUGGAUAUGCAUGGAUCACCACAAGAAAAUUAAAAAGGUUGAUACCGUGAGGGCUUUUCAUUUCGGACACAGUUUUCUUGUAGAGGUAGACAUAGUUCUUCCGCCGGAAAUGACGUUAAGAGAGGCUCACGAUAUAGCAGAACCCCUUCAACAGAAGAUCGAAAGUCUCAUUAAUGUUGAGAGAGCAUUUGUUCACAUUGAUUAUGAAACAACCCACGAUCCAAAAUCUGAACAUAAAGUAGUUUAGAGACUAAAGUUGGAUUUCAUUUUUUUUAAACAAGAGCUACCUCUUGCAGAGGUAUAUACCUCCGAUAAAUUGCCCUAUCGCUUAUUCCACAAAGGUAAAGUGUUGUCUUAUUAUAUAUUUUUGUGAACACUGCGUUGACUAUUGAAAAUCAAAGAAUGCUAUACAAUAUGUAUUUGAUUGAAGUUUCACAGAAUGUAAAGUUUAUGAAUUUAUGCUUAAACUAAAACAGUGGCGGCGUUUGUGAUUUAGCUAGUGUUAAGAUACUUUACAUAUUGUGCAGCUUAAUUGAUAUCCAUGAAAUAUUACAAGAACUAUACAUUUAAUGCUACUUCAUAGUGUAUGUCUUAUUCAGCAGUGUUUUCAUAUACUUGUAAAUGUUUUAAUAAAGUCAUCUACUUUAUCAUGCAAAGAAAUAAUAAAAAUUUGGCACUAUCAACACAUUAAUCAGUGGAAAUUUAAGGUACAGUGCCCGUACAAUGCACUCUCAUUACGUCCUGAACUCUUAAAGCCGAACGUAUCAAAGCAAAAUCAGUAUAUAUAUAUAUGUUAUACAAAUGUUAAAGUUCUUAAAUUUUUUUUGCUAAUCAAAAAUUUGAACAUGCAGGCCGUUUCGUCAUAGACUUUUACAUGAUAAAAAGAAUAAAUGUUUCAAAAUGUGCAGGCAAAUACUCUAUAAAAAUAAUGCAGAAAAAACAAAAUAAUGCUCUUUAACUUACUCUUAGCAUUUGUUUAAGAAAUAUUAACCACCUACUUACACAAAGUGACGUUAUGCCCAUCCACAUGGCGUGUGAUUCAAACAAUAUUUUUAAGUGAUAUAAAAGUACAUUUAUAUUGUAUAAUUUCAUAUGUUUGUUGUAAAAAAAUAAUUAUUAUGUGGUAAAAUUCCGCAUUUGUAUUGUAUAAAAAUAUUAAUGUUCAAUAUUUUUAUUUACAUUCAAAACCUAUAUAUUUAUAUUGUAAAAAUAUUUUUGUUUUAAGGGGAUAUUCAGGCAAAAUAAUGACAAAAAUAUUAAAAUGAUCAUAUGCACUCAAAUCACGCUAAAAUGACUUUUCUUGAAGUUUCAGCAUGAAUUUCUGUUUAAAUUCUAUAUAUUUUGGGUUUGAAGCGUAAAUAUUUCUAUGUAUGUUGAACAAAAUUUAGACGCCAAUAGAAUCACCAAAUAGUUUUAAAACAAGUCAGGUGAUUUGAACAAACCCUUGAAGUUACAAUAACAGAUAUUGUGGAUAUUGUAUGAUUAAAACAAGCCUAAGUCAUUCAUUUGACAUGUUCUUUAACAUUUCCAGAGUUCACUUUGACAACUAUUGUGAAAUGCUAUCGCUCUAACCUGACCCACACGGGUCAAGUUAGGGAACUACCAUUUUAUUCUUUAUAUGGAGAAAAGUUUUGUUCCUUUGACUGUCAAAUAUAUUCAUUUUGAGGGCAUUUACAGAAUAAUGAAUGAAAAAUUCAAAACUAAGGCAUGAAAAUUUUGCCUGUAUCUCCCUUUAAUUACACAUUUAUAUUCUAUAAAUAUAGAACAUAAAUAGUUUUAUACAAUACAAAUGCGGAAUUUUACCACAUAAAUAAUUAUUUUACAACAUAAAUAUAAAAUUAUGUAAUAUAAAUAUGUUUUUACAUCGCAUAAAAAUACUUUUUGAAUUUUGCAACGUUCAACAUCCAAGUGUAAACAAUGCACGUGAUCGACUGAAAUUUCUAUUAUUAAUAUCACCAGAAUGUAUCGGUAACAAGAGUGGGUCAGUCUUUUUAUAAUUAAGGUAGCUUUUAUAUUGUAACAUACACAUUUUUAUUAUUAAUAAUUGGUCAAUACAAUUAUAUAUAAUAGCUAAUUUUUUAAUAUAUUUCUAACGCAUCUCCACAGGGAAAAUGAGCAUAAUGUCACUUUAAAUACAUAUACAUGUAUAUGUAUAUUGAAAUGUUAAAAUAAAGUAUAUAACAUAU
Messenger RNA from Ruditapes philippinarum (Manila clam), 3667 nucleotides. RefSeq lists its product as uncharacterized. The transcript has 11 exons. Gene Ontology annotation, cellular component: membrane. The coding region runs from base 82 to 1728 and encodes 548 amino acids. The record is from RefSeq and is a predicted model, not a curated record. Gene Ontology annotation, biological process: transmembrane transport; monoatomic cation transport. Gene Ontology annotation, molecular function: monoatomic cation transmembrane transporter activity. Lineage: Eukaryota; Metazoa; Mollusca; Bivalvia; Venerida; Veneridae.